This is a messenger RNA of Gryllus bimaculatus (two-spotted cricket), 5737 nucleotides long. The record is from the annotation of a GenBank genome assembly. Lineage: Eukaryota; Metazoa; Arthropoda; Insecta; Orthoptera; Gryllidae.
ACCAAAAAUUGGCUCUUUUGUUGGAUUUUAUGAAACUACUUUCGUGUAUUUGUUAUACUACACCCUUCAUGAAUGUUUGAGGGAGAAAGAAGUUAGAUACUCCCUUGUAUGACGUAAUACGUACGAGUACACUCCGAUCGUAAUGUUGGUUAACCUGAAUGUAACAAAGGCGGAAGGCCAGCUGAUUCAGUGCGGCUCACGAGUAACAUCUCGUGAUGCUGAAGUCAAUGUAGUGAAGUAUUUCUAUCAGUAAUGUGUUAGUUAUAUCGUUCUUUUGGAGUUUUGUUUUUGUUGCUGUUUCGUUAAUUUAUCAAAAUUCACAUGGCUAACGAGGAGUUCUCGGACAAAGAAAAUAUCAUAGUACCAGAAGACGAAAGAGAUGAAGAAACAGAACUGUCAGAAUACAAUGGUCAUCCUUGUUGCAACCCCAGCCAUGCCUUACAUCGGUUUUUUGCGCUUAUUUUUAUGUGCCUUCUUGGCUUCGGUUCCUAUUUCUGUUAUGAUAACCCUGGAGCAUUACAAGAUAAUUUUAUUGAAGAUAUGAAAUUGACUACCUCACAGUUUGUGUAUUUGUAUUCAUGGUAUUCAUGGCCAAAUGUUGUUCUUUGUUUUGUUGGCGGAUUUUUAAUUGACAGGGUUUUUGGAAUUCGUCUGGGUACUGUUAUAUAUGCCACUUUUGUUCUAAUUGGCCAAAUCAUAUUUGCUCUUGGAGGAGUUUUAGAUGCAUUUUGGCUCAUGGUUGUUGGCCGAUUUGUAUUUGGAAUUGGUGGGGAAUCAUUAGCUGUUGCUCAGAACAGUUAUGCUGUAUUAUGGUUCAAAGGCAAAGAAUUGAAUAUGGUAUUUGGACUUCAACUGAGUUUUGCAAGAGUUGGAUCUACUGUAAAUUUUGUUGUUAUGGAACAUUUGUACAAAUUGGUUAACAAAACUUAUCAGGGCUAUAUGUGUACUGGUGUUGUGCUGUUCAUUGCUGCAACAACAUGUGUAAUGUCUCUUAUCUGUGGAAUUAUUUUGGGAGUCAUGGAUAGAAGAGCAGAACGAAUUUUGAAAAGAAAGACAUCUGAGGAAGGUGAAGUAGUACAUAUCACAGACGUUAAGGAUUUUCCAGCGAUAUUUUGGAUGGUAUCUAUUGUUUGUGUGGCAUACUAUGUAGCAAUCUUCCCAUUCAUUGCUUUGGGAAAGGUGUUUUUUGAAAGAAAAUUUGGUUUCUCUCCUGAAAAUGCCAAUACUGUAAAUAGUAUUGUUUACAUUAUCUCUGCAGUGGCAUCUCCACUUCUUGGAUUUGUUGUUGAUAGAGUUGGCAAAAAUGUGUUUUGGGUGUUCCUCUCUGUACUGGUGUCUGUUGGUUGCCACGCUCUGUUGGCGUUCACAUUUCUCAACCCCUACAUUGCCAUGUGUAUCUUGGGAAUUGCAUAUUCCAUGCUUGCUAGUGCUUUAUGGCCAAUGGUGGCACUCAUAAUUCCAGAAUAUCAGUUGGGUACUGCAUAUGGAAUUGCACAGUCAGUUCAAAACCUAGGGCUAGCUGUUAUUUCCCUUGUGUGUGGAAAAAUUGUUGAUUCCAGUGGGUAUUUGCUACUUGAAGUUUUCUUCCUUGCAUGUCUUUGUGUUGCUCUUAUUACUACUGUGGUGAUCUGGAUAUUAGAUUCAAAUACAUCAGGAUUAUUAAAUAUGACUCCAUCACAAAGAGAAAUAUAUGAGAGAAAUAGAUUGGCUGCCGAAAUGCUUGAAAGGGAGAAACUAAUGGCUUCAGGCUCAAUGUCUGACAUAACCCCUCAUGAUUUAUUGCAACCACAAUCUGAUUUCCACAUUAGAAACAGAUAUCUUUCACGUAUUGGAGCUACUCCUCGUAGAGUGGCAGCUAUCACACUUUCUUCAAGAGUGGCUGAAGAAAUGGAUUGCAAACAAGGAGAAUUAGUGGGUUACACUGUACGUUUUGAAGAUGUAACUUCAAGUCAUACAAAAUUGAAAUAUUUGACAGAUGGAAUGUUGCUAAGAGAAGCAAUGUUAGAUAAUCUGUUAAUGGCAUACAGUAUUAUUGUAUUAGAUGAAGCUCAUGAAAGGACAGUUCACACAGAUGUUUUAUUCGGUAUUGUGAAACAAGCCCAGGCUGUUCGGAGAAUGAAAAAGUUGGCACCUUUGAAGAUCAUAGUUAUGUCAGCCACAAUGGAUGUUGAUCACUUCAGCAAUUACUUUAAUCAUGCCCCAGUUGUAUACUUAGGAGGAAGACAAUAUCCUGUGAAAGUAUUGCAUGCUAAACAUAAUCAAGAAGAUUAUGUUUUUAGCAGCCUUGUUACCAUCUUCCAGAUUCAUAAGGAAGCACCUCCAAAUCAUGAUAUUCUGGUAUUUCUUACUGGUCAGGAAGAAAUAGAAGCCAUGGCAAACAGCAUCCGCCAGAUUGCUCUAGAACUUGAUGGGAAAGCUCCACAAUUGAAAGUGUAUCCUCUGUACUCAUCUUUACCAUCCCAGCAGCAGUUGGAUGUUUUUCGUCCUACCCCUGUAGGAAUGAGAAAAGUCAUUCUCAGUACAAAUGUAGCUGAAACUUCCGUUACAAUUAGUGGGAUAAAAUCACAUCACCCAGGAACAGGGUUGGACAUGUUAAAAGUUCAGAAAAUUUCCCAAGCGCAGGCUUGGCAGCGAACAGGCAGAGCAGGGAGAGAAUCUUCUGGAUUUUGUUACCGUGUUUAUACUAAACAGGAAUUUGAUUCUCUUCUUAAAAACUCCAUACCUGAAAUUCAAAGAUGCAAUUUAACUAGUGUUGUACUGCAGUUACUAGCACUUGGAAUAAACACAAUAGAAUUUGAUUUCAUUGAUAAACCACCUAGAGAGGCAAUUGUGUGUGCCCUGGAGCAGUUGAAAUAUUUAGGAGCAAUUGAAACAGUUGAUAAUCCAGGUUUGACCAAAUUAGGAAUGAAAAUGGCCCAGUUUCCAUUAGAUCCUCGAUUCAGCAAAAUUCUUCUUUCUGCAAAUGAAUACAAUUGUGUGGAAGAAAUUUUGAGUAUUGUAUCUCUUCUGUCGGGAGAAUCAAUAUUUUUUAUACCUCCCAAUAAGAAAGACAAAGCAUUAGCUGCUAGACAGAAAUUUGUUUCACCUGCUGGUGAUCAUAUUACUCUUCUUAAUAUUUAUAGGCAGUACAGUUCCCUGACUGUAGCAAAGCAAUGGUGCCAAGAAAAUUUUUUGAAUUGGAGGAACUUGCAUUAUGCCUCUGAAGUGCGAACACAGUUACAAGAGUUGUGCCGAAGAUGCAAUAUACCUAUGUCAAGUUGUGGACAGGAUUACGAUCAAGUACAAAAGUGUCUGAUUACAGGACUAUUCAUGAACAUUGCUGAGAUUCAAAGAGAGCGGCAAUAUAUGACUGUUGGUUCCAGGCAGAUUGUGUCAAUUCAUCCUUCUUCUACUUUAUUUUGCUCUCAACCUCCUUGUGUUCUUUUCACAGAAGUUGUCCAAACCGGUCGUUGUUAUAUGAGACAGUUGUCUCGAAUUGAACCUGAUUGGGUAAUGGAUAUUGUUCCUAAUUUUGCCAGCAAGCAUCGGCUCACUGCUCAUGUUACGUGAUGUUAAUAUAUUUGUCUUUAAUUUUGGGCUUACUGACCUAUAAUGUAAUAGCACUUUGUUAUUUGAGAGUAGAGAAUUAUAUUAGCCUUAUAUAAUAUUUAUAUUUUGUAUGAUAUAUUGGCAAUGAUUGCUGUCUUGUUCCCUAAAUGGGACUAGAUUUGAGAAUAAAACAGUUAAUAAAACUAAAUGAGCUGUUUUACUGAUAGUUAAAAUGAACUUGUAACUAAAUCAGAUAACUGGAAUUGCUAAAUACAGAGUUCCUUCGAAUUUUAUUUUUUUAAAAAUCAGAAAUUAUGUAUGUGAACAUUUUAGUUGCAUUCCUUUCCCUCUCUCUUGAGUGUGUAUUCAGCUCUACCUUGUGCAAUGUAUAAAAUAUUUAUUGACAUUAUGAUACGCGUGAUUGUAAACUGAAUAUGUUACAAAGAUCUCAUAGUUUUGUUGAAUAAGAGCUUUCUCUGUUUCGAUACCAAUUGUUAAAUGAGAGGGUCAGUGUUUUCAAAACUGCAGUUCUUUGAUCUGCGAUAACCCACCGGUAGUCAAUACACCAUUUCUCUAUUUUAAAAUGAAGUCAUUGUCACUGUAGACAAAAUGCUAGAUUUUCAAUGUUUAUGAAUUUCUGAUAAAUAUAUUGGUAUUGUUGGUAGAUAUUUUAUGAAAAUUAUAAGAGUAAUUGAAAGGAAUUUUAUAAUUACUUGUGUUAGGUGACUUUUGUAUCAAAUCAUUAAUAAGAUAAAAAGUACAAGGUAUUCUAAUCUGCUGAUAAGUUUUCAUGCUGUGUAGGAGUCCAUAAACAAUUCAGGGAAUUUUUGGUGAAAUAGAAUUUUCUUCUUUUGCCUAUAAUAAAAUAGCUAAACAAGAAAAGUUUCCCUCUUUCUCGUCCAUUAAUAUCCAAAAGUGGACGUUGAAUACGGCACUUCAAGUGCUAGUUUUAAAUAAUGGAAAAGGGUCUGCUUUCGGAACAAAUUCUUUCCCAUGAUUACUUGUUCUACAUUGUUAAAAUUGUAAUGAAGUUUCUAUAUAUAAUUAUUAAGUCCUUGUCAUUGCAUAUUGGAGUGUUUUAAAUUUUUGAUUUAAGAUGUUUAAAGAUAGUGUUCUCGUGGUCAGAUUUAUUCCUAAGCUUUUGUAAUGAGCAAAGCUUUUGCUUAGUACCAAGUCACACAAUUGUUCUAUUUUGCUCUGCAAUAUUUUGUAUGCAUUUUUUUGUAAUUCUUGUUUCAUAUGUUGUAUUUAUGUUUGAGCAUAAAAUGUGGGGAAAGAUGGUUUUGUAAAAAAGUAUUGACCUCAAAAUUGUUUGUUUUUAUGUUGUUUCUUGGACUUCAUAAUAGUUGUAACUGGUAGAAUUAAGAAACAUAUAUGGACUGACUAACAGGUUUUUAUAAAUUAUGGAUAUACUAAGGGCAGUGUAAUUCUUAAAAUCAAUUCAGAAGCCUUACCAUAUUUUUCUUUAGUGUGGUAGUAUGUUGUUUUUCUUUGUAAUUAUUUAUAUAAGAGUGCACAGUCCAAAAUGAGUUACAAAUUUUCAGUGAUAUAAUGCGUUUCUGUUUUCAAUAUUAAUCUAGGUACAUUAUAAAUAAUGUAAUUACAACAAAUAGCUAGAAAUGUUUAACAUUUAAGUAUGUCCCUUUUUAAUGUGAGUUGUUGUUGGGGUGGCAUACUUGUAUACGUGCAUUCUGAAGUUUUAUUUGGUGUGGCAAUUUCUGUAAUAUAUUUUUAGUUCAUAAUUUGAAAAUCGAGGGACAUGUCUUGGUACUAAAAGGUUCAUGGCAUAUGACUGUAUUUUUGAAUAGGUAAAUAGAAUAUGUCAUUCAGUUGGAGCAACCAUUUUCUGUGCUGUUCUUGAUGUUGCAGUGAUUUUGUUGUUUGGGCAUUGUGAAGUAGGUUCGUGAAUUUCUUGGUAAAGUUGGACUUUACCUGAUUCAUUAUUUUGUGAUAUUAUUUUAUUCCCCUUUGUAUAUUAUAGUAAUUUUACUACAGACAAUCAAACUGUGACAGAGUUAUAUUUUAAGAAAUAUGUCAUUACAUAUUUUGUAAAAUUUAUUUAUGUAUUGCAUAUAUGUAAUACUUCAUUUGAUUACCCCAAAUGCAUAUGAUAUUGUAUGUUUAUGUACAUGAAGGAUAAAUAUUAAUAUUUCCAUAUUAUUAUAUUUAAAAAAAUCAUUUAUUUGAUUGUUCUUCAUCUUCUGACUUC